AGUUGGUUUUUGGCAUGUUUCCUGAACGUUUCCUGAACGUUUCCUGAACGUUUCCUGAACGUUUUCAACCCUUUUUGUUGCCUUUUCUUCGAUGGCUAACUUCCUUUUUUUGGGGCUUUAUGUCGACCAAGCUGUGAGUGAUAAGACUAUGUGGGGCGUGCAAUAAUACAGUAAAAGAUGUUUGACUUUUUCUAUUAAAUGUCAAUAACCUCUCCAUGUCUGGCCCUUGAUAUGAUUCUUAGUUUCCAGUGUGGCCCUCUGGGAAAUUGAGUUUGACCCCUCCUGCUGUAGCUAAUUCUUAAAAAAACCCCAUGGUUCAGCUUCAGACAAGCAGCUGAAACAUGACAUAUCUCGCCUUUCUCUCGCUUUUUAGUACUUUCUUUGUUGCCUUUUUUUUAAAUGUGUAUGCUGCUUUUUCGGACUUUUAUUUUUGUGAAUUAGUUUGUCGCUUGUGUUGCGUUCAGGAGCUGCGCGACAGAAACGAUGAGCUGAGCUCCGAGUUGGAGCUGCUGAAGAAUCAGAGGAGCCGCCGCCCAACGAUGUGUUUGAGUUGUUACAGUGUUACAGUGUGUGACAGUGUGUGUUUGUUUGUUUGUUCAGACGAGUCAGAGAUGAAGCGCAGCUCGUCUCCUCUGGUCCGGAAGAAGCUGCAGCCAGCAGAUAAAACCGCUCUGUGUUCCCUGGACGGUGUCUCGGGUCCUGCCGUCAGUAUCCAGACUGAACUGGCUCUGGAGACGCUGAAGCAGAAACACAACCAGGAGCUGCAGCAGCUGCACAUCAAGCUGGAGACACAAGUGAACUACUACGAGCGCAGCCUGGAGGUGAUGAGGCAGAGCAUGGAGGUGGAGCGGAAAGACAUCUCUCAGGCCUUCAAGAUGGAGAUCAGUGAGCUGGAGGAUCAGAAAGCUCAGGCGGAGCAGCAGGUGAAGCAGCUGAAGGAGAAACUGCAGACUCAGAUCCAACAUGGCGGAGGAGGAGGAGGAGGAGGAGGAGGAGGAGGAGGGUGGAGCAACGAGCAGGAGCGCAGGAUGCAGCGGGAGCGUGCGGAGCUGGAGCAGAACUUUGCCCGAGAGAUCGGUAACCUGGUCCAGAAACUGAGCGCUGAGAAGGAGCAGCUGGAGGCCGAGCUGAAGCUGAAGAUGGACCAGGAUCUGAUGCUGGUCAGGGAGGAAGCCGAGCGGCAGCUCUCUCACGUGGCGCUUCAGCACGCCGAGAGUCAGCGCCAGCUCCACCGGGAGAGGGACCUCGCGCAGAGAGCGCCCAGCUGCACAUCAGCCACAGAGGCCGCUUUACAGGAGCUCAGAGGGCGCUGUGGCCACUUGGAGGACGAGCUCGAAGCUUCGCGCGGACGCUGCUCGGAGCUGGAAGCCCGCCUGGAGGAGGCGUGCGCUCAGCUCGCCGUCCUGGAGUCUCACGAGCUUUCACACGAACGUACGGCGUCGGAGAAGGACGAGCUUCUUCUUCAGGUGAGUCGGCUGAAAGAGGAGCUGGGAAACCUGCGCGCGGCGUCCGAAAGCAUCCUGCAGGGCCACGAGACGGCGAAGGAAAGCUACAGCCGCCUCUCGGACGCUUUCGCCCAGCAGCUCGGCGCCAGAGAGCAGACACUGAACGCCCUGAGCGCCGAGCUGCAGACUCUGCAGGACCGUCUCGCCAAACGGGCCGCAGAGCUGGACUCGCUGAGGACAGACCGCGCCCGGCUGAUCCAGGAUCUGAAGGAGCAGGCGAUGGCCGUGGACACGUUGCAGCUGCAGCUGGACGGCGCCUCGGACGAGUCUGAGCGGAGGAGGAGCGCCGAGCAGCAGGUCUGUCGCCUGCAGGAGGCUCUGCGCGACGAGAAGGAACAGGUCUGUCGCCUGCAGGAGGCUCUGCGCGACGAGAAGGAAGAAGUCUGUCGUCUGAGCCAGGAGAACGCCGGCUACGCCCGUCUGGCCGACCAGCUCGCCGGCCAGAUCGUGGAGAUGGAGGCCGAGAUCUCGACGCUCCGAGAGCAUCUGGGAGAGCUCAGCGCGCAGCUCAACGAGACCGCAGACCUGGUCCUGGAGCUCCGGACGAAGCUCAACUCCAAAACCGGCCAGGUGGACCGGCUGCGGGCCGAGGUGGCGGACGCCAGCGAUAUCUUACAGCGAGUAAAUUCCCUCGAGGCAAAGCGAGACUUUGAACGAGAGAAGAAGAAGAUGACGCAGCAGCUGAUGGAGCUGGAGCGGCUGGUUCUGGCUCUGGAGGACGAGAUGGACCCGGCCAGUCCGCACAGGACUCAGCUGGAGGAAGUUCGUUUAGAGAACGGAGCUCUGCAGGAGCGACUGGGCGUCCUGCAGCAGGAAGUCCACAAUCUGGAGGACGACUGCGCCAAGAAGAGGAGGAAACUAGAGGACAUGGAGCAAGAACACGAGAGGAGCAGAGAAGAAGAGGAGAGGCUGCACAAAGAGAACUCCAGAUACCGAGAGGAGGUCCUGGAUCUGAGCGGCAGGAACCUGCAGCUGAGCAACGACAACGCAGAGCUGAGCGCCCGUCUCCGUGGAGACCAGGAGUCACUCCGGAUGCUGCGGGAGCGCCUGGCGACCGUCUCCAAGGAGCAGGAGGAGGAGAGAACUACGGUGCAGCGGCUGCAGGAUGCGGCGCUGCAGCAGGAGAGAGACAAGCUGCAGCUGCAGGCCGUCUGGACGCAGGAGAGGCUGCAGCAACAUCCAAACGCACCAAUGACAGUUUUCUUAAUUUCCCAGCUGGGCCGUCUGUCGGCGCUGGAGGCGGAGCUUAGCGGUGCGACUCUGAAGCUGCAGCGAUUGGAGGACGAUAAAUCCAAACUGCUGAGAGAAGCUGACGACCGAAACACCAAGGUGGAGAAGCUGCAGCAGUCGCUGCUCGCCGUGGAGUCUGAUUCGGCGCUUCUUCGCGCUCAGCUCCACGCCAUUGGUCAGGAGAAACUCGGCCACGCCCAGGAAGUGACCUCGCUGCACAGGAAGCUGCAGGACGCUCAGAGCAAGGUGGAGGAGUGGGAGAGCAGCGCCAGGACGCUGCUGAGGGAGAACCAGGAGCUGCGUCAGGCUCUGGAGGAGAAGGAGGAGCAGGGCCAUCAAACCUCCGUCACUCUGCAGGAGGAGACCCACAAACUCAGAGUCCAGAACCAGGAGCUCCAGCACCAGCUGUCGGAGCAGCAGAACCUGAAGACCAAACUGACCCAACUGGAGACGGAGCGGACGCAGGCUCAGGAUCAGGCGGUUCGGGCCGACACAACGCUCGGUCUGGUUCAGGCGCAGCACGCGCGGCGGCUGCAGGAGCUGCAGCGGCGUGCUGCCGACGGCAACAGGGAGGAGACGGAGCUGCUGCAGGCCCGACUGAUGGAGGAGCAGAAGAAGAGUCAGCAGCUGGAGGAGACGCUGAGACUCCAGAACCAGCAGAGCAGCGCACAUAGCAGCAUGAAGCAGGGUCAGUACGAGAAGGCGCUGUCUGCCCUGCAGCAGAGGACAGAGGAACUGGAGACCAAACUGAAGGGGGUCCGGAUGGUUCUGCAGGAGAAAGUCCAGCAGCUCAAAGAACAGCUGAUGGAGGCACAGCGCAAGAAAGUCACGAGGAGGACCCGAGUCAGCUCUGAACAAACUGCUGGGAACAUCGAUCGGCUUCGCCACACCUUCCACCUAUGCCCUACUCGCCACCUAGCUACGCCCACCCUAGCCAUCACCUAG
Perca fluviatilis (European perch) is the source of this 3680-nucleotide messenger RNA. Its product is annotated as ninein-like protein. The record is from RefSeq and is a predicted model, not a curated record. Gene Ontology annotation, cellular component: centrosome. Lineage: Eukaryota; Metazoa; Chordata; Actinopteri; Perciformes; Percidae. Gene Ontology annotation, biological process: microtubule anchoring at centrosome.